Messenger RNA from Camellia sinensis, 1100 nucleotides. Lineage: Eukaryota; Viridiplantae; Streptophyta; Magnoliopsida; Ericales; Theaceae. The record is from RefSeq and is a predicted model, not a curated record.
UUCAAUCCAUUGAAUCGGACAUAGAAGCAAUUGAAUAUGGCGAGGCUAGUACUAUGUACACAGUUGUUGAUGUUGGUAACAAACAUGCAAGGAAAGUGAAGAUGGAGAGGGAUGGCUCUUUGGGUUGUAAUUGUACAAAGUUUGAAAGGGAAGGAAUCUUGUGUUGUCACUCAUUGAAGGUCAUUAGAGACAUAUUGAAGAUGAAAGAGGUUCCUCCACAAUACAUUCUAAAGAGGUGGACCAAACAAGCAAGAGCCGAAACUGUGCAGCACAUUAAGGAAAAUGACAUUGAAGUAGAUGUGAAAUUCCAACAAGCCUCGCGGUAUAAGACAUUGAUGACCGCGUUUAGAGCAGUAGCAAGUAGAGCUGCUGAAACUGAAGAAACUUAUGAUUUUUGUAUUGCACACCUUGCUACAUUAGGUGCAGAUUUUGAAGGCAAGUUAAGUGCUCAUUUUGGUGUUGGAAAUGAAGUACGUAAUGAUGAUGGCACCCAAAGCUUUGAAGUGGAAUGCGAAGAUGUGAAUCAUGUUGUGCAACCAAAAGGAUUGAAGAAAAAUGUGGCAACUAGUAAGGGCAAAAGGAGGGUCAAAGGUGGAUUCGAAGCGGCGUUGGUAGCGAACUCCAAAAAAAAAUCCCGUGCUAACAUCUUGGCUUCGUCACAAUCUAUUGCAAGUUCAACGGUUGCACCUUCUCCAUUAUCUGUUGGAGGAGAUAUAUAUGUUCGUGAACAAGUUCCUCCAUUUUAACCUCUUCCUCCCCUUCAUCCUCUUCCUCGAUCUUUGCCCAUGGGUGGUAAUUACAUUCCUCCGCCGUUGACGUAUCCCACAUAUCAUGCGAACAAUUUGCGGGAGAUGUAUGUGGUGCCAAAUUAUUUGCCAACUUCAAUGGCUCAACGACAUUCUGCUCAACCAACAUUCCAGUCACUACUACAAGGUUCAUGUGGAUAUGACAUUGGGUUUCGAUAUUCUCAAGAAUCAACUACUCCAAUGUGUAGUCAGGCUAUGGACAACCAUGAACAGAACGAAACUGAUGCUGAAAUUGGGCUGCAACGUGAAGUCAUGGCCUCUAAAAUUGUGAAGCAAACUGCUGCUGGAAAGUGA